AACUAGAUAUGCGAAAAUCAGAAGCGUCAUGCUACACAGCUUUGCGCAUCACCUUAGUUCAUUUCGGGAAGUUACCUCUUAGGUUUUAAGCCAACCACUGCAACAACCAAACGGCAGCUGGCUUGUGUCUAUCUGUUUGAUUUUUGUGUCCACCAUCGGGCACUGUGUAUCAUGUGAUGCCGAGAACUGCUGGAGACGUCUUUUGUGAGUGCAACGUAUGUACAAAGCAAGGGUCAAUUCCAGGGACAUGGGUCCCUCCAACGACUCGAGACUCACACUUGAGGAAUGCCAAAAAUGUAUCAAGGGGCUCGUCUAGGGCUCGUACACGAAUAUUGGCUGCCGCUGGGACAGGAAAACAGCGUAAAAUGUUAACGAAUUUGGAUAUUCAUGCGGGCAGCUCCUCUGCCAGUGAGCCUUCUGCUUCGAGCACCGGCACAGGUCCCAAACCUGGAUACUUCCGUGCUCUGCCACCAGAUAUUGAAAUGUUCGACAACAACGAGUACGGGGAACCUCCUGGAGUUCCACUUCGUCCUCUCGAUGUCCCCAUCAAUGAUAUCGUUGAUGAGGAUAGCGAUCAUAGCGACCUCUUCAUCACCCCUUCGAAUGUUGAUACUCCCGAAGUGCCCCACUUGAUCAGUUUUCAGCCUACAAGCUUGACUGGAGCACCUAUUCCGGCCCCUCAAACUCACGAUGGAAGUGCCCCUAGGCCCCCUCCUGUACAGUUUUCGACGGCUACUUCUUCAAGUGUUCAUUUAUAUGACAUGUCCACCGAAGCUAGUCACGAUGCUGUGUCUCAACCCAACGAGAGAUAUAUGAGCCUCUCUGAUUCUUGGAUCAUCCGCGUCCUUCUUCUUCUUGUUUGUUUUCUCAAUCUUCACCACCACGUUGGAGUCCGUGCAUGCAACCUGCUGCUAUGGGUCUUUCGGAAGAUUCUGAUUGAACUCCGUAUCAUCAAAUGCUUUGAUGAUUUCCCGGUAACUCUCAAAACAGUUCUGAACCGAUUGCGCAUGUCUCUUCCCGCUAAAAUCUUUGUACUUUGUGAGAGAUGUUGGCAACUGUUCCCUCAUGGUGAAAAUGUUCGCCACUGUCCACACUGCGAAAUUCCGCUUUAUCGGAGUUCUUUUGUGGACGCGUUCCAGGGGUUGAUAUGGGGGAAAGGGCAGAAGGUAGCAAAACCGAAGGUUGUUAUGCCUGUGGCACCCCUCUCAGCACUCCUCGCAGGGUUUCUAUCACGAAGCGACAUAGAAGCUGAGGUCGAACAGUGGGGGUCUACUCAUCGAAAUAUGGGUGCAUAUACGAGUAUCAUGGAUGGCAGAGUUUGGAAAGAGAUGAAGGACAAGGAUGGGAAGGAGUUUUUCCGUAUCAACAAGGAUACAGGUGAGCUUCGUUUAGGAGUGACAUUAAGUCUAGAUUGGUUUUCAUGCCGUCGUAGUGUCUUUGCACCGACUCAUUCAAGUGGUGUUUUAUCAUUUUGUUGUGCAAAUCUCCCCCCGGAACUUCGGUGUGCAUGCGAGUCGGAUAAAUUUGUUUGAUUGACUCAUGAUUUCUUGAAAUUCUAGCUAUCGUACGAGUAAUCUCCUACAUGCCGGAAUGACACCUGGACCACAAGAGCCUUCAACGGAACAACUACAACAUCUCAUGGCUUUGGUUGUUGACGAUCUUAUAGCUUUAUAUGAAACAGGGCUUUUUGUCAGGAG
This is a messenger RNA of Cantharellus anzutake, 1697 nucleotides long. RefSeq lists its product as uncharacterized. The coding region runs from base 177 to 1532 and encodes 451 amino acids. The record is from RefSeq and is a predicted model, not a curated record. Lineage: Eukaryota; Fungi; Basidiomycota; Agaricomycetes; Cantharellales; Hydnaceae. The transcript is spliced from 4 exons.